Scatophagus argus is the source of this 2089-nucleotide messenger RNA. Its product is annotated as asialoglycoprotein receptor 1-like. Bases 345 to 1412 code for a protein of 355 amino acids. NCBI's taxonomy places the organism in Eukaryota, Metazoa, Chordata, Actinopteri, Scatophagidae. The transcript has 6 exons. The record is from RefSeq and is a predicted model, not a curated record.
CGCUUCUCAAGGACGACUUUCUGUAUGAAAUUUGAGCAACUGCAUCUCUACGCUAUCUCACCGACUACUGGUACUUGGGAAUUUCAUGUUACUACCAUCUACUGGAUUUUAAGAUGUAUGGCAUUUAUUCUGUGCCCAAGUGCCCUGUCUCGCAAUGUUCAUGAAGGUGAGAAAAUCUUAUGACACUUCCUGUAUUUUCUUCCCUUUAAAGCCAAUACAACUCAGAUUACUUCCCUAUCACCUUGUGCUACAGUAGGGUGAUAUAAAAGAUAAAAUACGGUGGAACUGGUCUAAACAGAACAGAGUACACCUGAGAGCCGAAGUGGGUGAAGUAAGAAAACAGUAUGUCUGAGGAUCUCUAUGCUAAGCUUGACCUCACAAAAAAAGUUAGAUUUCAGGCGGACGAGAAGGAGGACAGAAACACAUAUGCAGAUGACAAUAUCAAUGAUUUAAGGAUUUAUGACAACUACUUGCCAGAGGGGAAAACUCAGCCGAAAUCACAGGAUAACACUACUGAAGACCAGCAGCAAACCACUUCAGUCAAUAUAAGUUCAGUCAAAAAUCAUCUUGACAUUGCUGCAGCGGUCCUAGGGCUGCUGUGUCUUGUCCUCCUGGCUGCAGUCACUGUCCUGGUGGUCCUAUUGAUUCAAGACAAAAACUACUGGGACAUGGAAAGAAAUCAAUUACAGACAAGUUACAAUGAAAUUAAAAGCUUCAGCGGCAACCUGACCUUAAAGACAAACCAGUUAGAAAAAGAGAGAGACCUCCUGAAAGCCAUCAACAAUAACCUCACCAAUGAGAGAGAAGAAAUUGAAAGCUUCAAUCUCAACCUGACCUUAAAGACAAACCAGUUAGAGAAAGAGAGUGACCUUCUGAAAGCCAUCAACAACAACCUCACCACUGAGAGAGAUGAAAUUGCAAACAUCACAAGCCAGUUAGAGAAAGAGAGAAACUAUUUGAAUGCCAUCAACAACAACCUCACCAUUGAGAGAGAAGAAUUACAGAAACAGCUUGAGAGAACACGCUGUCCUGACCAAUGGAUAAGGUUUGAGGAUGGUUGUUAUUUAAUUUCCACCUCAAAGAAAAACUGGACUGACAGCAAGCGGUUCUGUGAAGAAAAAGAUGCACAGCUGGUGAUAAUAUCUAGUGAAAUGGAACAGAGGUUUAUUAGCUCAUUUGGCCCGCGUAAAUGGAUUGGUCUGACUGAUGAAGAGACUGAAAAUACUUGGAAAUGGGUGAAUGGAAAGAAAGAAACCACGUUGUACUGGACAGACGGUCAACCAGAUAAUAAGAGAACAAAUGGCAACGGUGAAAACUGUGUUGAAGUUUACACCAGUGCUCCUCUAAACACCUGGAAUGAUAUGAACUGCAAUUUUCAAACGCACUUCAUCUGUGAGAAAAUACUUCAGUAAAAUCAGAUUGUUUUGGACUGAUUCCACAUCCAGGGACGGAUUAUGGACUGGGCACCCAGGGGCCGGCCUCUAGCCCAAAACAAUUUGCAAUGCCAAUCAACAAUAUAUUUUCAUCUGUCUUUUUCAGAGGGGCUCCAUUCUCCUCUAUCGUCUUACUACCAGGGCCCCUGACCUUGUUAUAGGGCAUCUGAAAACUGGGUGGGAGGGGGGACCUCUGACAUUUGGCUACCAAGGGCCCUUGUGUGUGGGGGGGUGCUUUCAGAGGGCCCUCUGGCUACCAGAGCCCCCAGCCUUGCUAUAGAAACUCUAAUGAAAAAGGAUGAGGGGUGGCGGUCCUCUGACUUCUGACUACCAGAAGCCUUUCAGAUUAUGCUGAUUAUCUCUUGAUAUAUUUUAGCGACUUUUUUUGUGUGUGUGUGGUGGUGGUUGGGACCGGGGGCUCCGUGAAGGCCAACACAACCCUUAAUCUGUCCCUGCCCACAUCCACGCUUUUACACAUGUAGAACAACAAUAACAUGAUUUGCAUUUCCCUCUUCUGAAAGCAAAAGGGUUCAUUUCUGUGCUGUAUUUUCAUGUAUAAACAAAAUGCUGAGCUGAAACAUUUCAGUUAUAUUCAUCAGUUAUUUGUUGUGUUUGUGAUGUGAUGUAAUGCAGAAAAACAAAACAAAUAAAUAAAA